This is a messenger RNA of Fusarium falciforme, 2370 nucleotides long. RefSeq lists its product as hypothetical. The record is from RefSeq and is a predicted model, not a curated record. Bases 1 to 2370 code for a protein of 789 amino acids. The transcript has 2 exons. Lineage: Eukaryota; Fungi; Ascomycota; Sordariomycetes; Hypocreales; Nectriaceae.
AUGGCGGGACGAAAGCUGUCCGACCCAGGAGAGGGACCCGGACCUAAAAAACCCAAGACCCAGACAGAGAUUGAAACCGGUGAAGCUCAAAACGAGCCAAGAACUCGGCCUGUGGGUUCUUGUGCUAGAUGGUGCGAGAUUGAGCCCAAUGGAUCAUUCUCAUGGGAUGAGACCAAGAUCAAGUCCUCACUGUCCCAGGAGGACCUCAAGAACCUCGAUUGGAUGCGUGAUGCGAUCGGAGGAAGAGUCCUCAGUGGGAGGGUGUGCCCUUUGGUCUUUGAUAUCUCUCAACCAGACGCGCCAGACGCUGUCCGAUUCCGCACCUUGUCAUUCUUCUCAGAGCUGUUGGAGGAUCCGCACGGCGCUUCCACAUAUCAGUCAUUGACUCCAGACCAGCACAAAAUCAUUGCUGUUGGUACUCGCGACCUGUACAUUGCAGAAGCAGCAGGCCUCUUGCAACAGCCAGAGAAAGUCAUCCUUCAAGGUAUGAUCGACUUGGUUGAUCAAGAUCUUGGAGUGAGGAAGAUCGGCGGACUCAACAUCUCAUUCUACCCAUCCAAGGAGUUCAGCAUCACAAAGUUCAUCGAAAAUUUAGAUGAAAAAAUCGGAAAAGAGGCUUCAGAGCUGUACGCUCAAAUCAUGCCUACGCCCAAGUUGUUCGCCGUCUUUGUCAACCCGGCCGAUCUCUCUUACCACAACUUCGAGAACAUUAUUCACUUGGACUCCUGGUUCGAGUCAAACAUGUCAUCAGUGAGGCCUGAGGAGGCCCUGUCAUUGGAGAAUGCAGCACAAACAAUACCCAGUCGCGAGGUCUUUACCUGCGACUUGCAAGGCGACAUGCUCACCCCCUUGAAAGCUUUGUCUGAGCUCGACUUGUAUGUUCCGCCGUUGAACAAGACUACACGUGGCGGAGACCGGUUCAUAUUUCACUCAUCGAUACUCAGUCAAGUGCUCACCGAAGCCUUGCAAUCGAGCGAUGUUCUUGACAAGCUCUCUGGGGGUCAGCUAAAGUCAUCGUUUGAGUUUGUCAACUACGUCUUCCGAUGCAACAGAUUCAACACAGACGAUUCCCACUUCCAGAGCCAUCUCGAUAUACCGUAUUACGACAGCUCUCGGUCUCAAAUUUCCAAGUACACCAUGCUCAUCAACUUGACAACGGGCCAUAGCGAUCCUGCCCUGCGUAUCGAAGAUGUCUCAUUCAAUGACGUUCGAGAAUUCACUUGUACCAUCUUUGACCAAAAAUACGAGCAUGAAGGCUGGCCGUUUUUGGAUGGGCAGAAAGUCUUCAUCCGCACCGAGCUUGUUUUCAGGGACGAUCAACUGGAACACAACAACGAGAUUGCUGGGCUGUUUGCUGAGGCCUGUUACAUGUCGUGGCAGAGCAUGUUUGACCAGGGCCUGUCCUCCUAUGCUAAUGAGUGCUUUGAGAGGGCAAACUCGCUGCAUUGGGCACUUGAAAAGGCUGCCACCCGGCCACCGGUCUACUUGUCGAAGCAGUUCCAGGGGGUACGGUUCCUUACAAAUGGGUACAACUACUGGUUUUUGAAGAGUGGUGGAGUCACUCCGAAAGAAUGUGCCCUGCUGGCUGUGCUCGAUUAUUUCAACUGCAAAAUUGGGCAGAAAUCGUUUCAGUCAUUGGUGGCAUCGACAACGCUUGAAAGAAGAUUCGAAAGUACUGAUGAGAUAUGGACCUCAUUGGCUGCUGGUGAAGUCAAGGGAAAGACAAGCAUCAGACACCUGACGAAGACCGACGUCGAAUCACUCAUCAAAACAGGACCCAGCAAGCCCCUGGAAUGGCAGCUCGAAGAUUGGGAUGGGGAACCAGAGGAACUUGAAGAAUUCGACGAAGACGGAGACGGCUGUUGUCCUAUGCAUUCAUUUCCCAUGUUCAAUCCUUGGAAGAACAACGAGAUCAUGGAUGCAUAUGAUGCGUGCUGUGAAUAUUCUCGGGAGAAGCUAUUCGGGGCACCACUGCUCAUACUCGACGAAGAAAUAGUCAUCAACGAGGAGAAGAUCAAGAUUGUCAACGAAAAAGUCUUCUUUCUUCGGUCCAAGAAUGGCAAAACUCUCCCUCGAAUCAACUUUGCUGCCUGCUGGGCCGAUGACACACUCCCCUCCGAGUUCGUCUUGGUCGGAGAAGAAGUCGAGGCUCCUGGAAUCAUUGUCCCGCCUCUAACGUUUCACGAAUUCGCUGAAGGAUACCAAUUCAGCCUCGACUUUUUCCGCAAUGAUUGGAUGGUCAAGAUCGAUGAGCAGACUAUCCCUUUGCCUGAUGUUUCUGAGAGACCGGAGCCUGAUAGUGAGUUUCGGAUCAGAGUGGACGAUCCCUCAGAAAAGAUGCAGCAACUUUUUGAUGACCCUUUUGAAUAA